Glycine soja is the source of this 2799-nucleotide messenger RNA. RefSeq lists its product as uncharacterized. Lineage: Eukaryota; Viridiplantae; Streptophyta; Magnoliopsida; Fabales; Fabaceae. The record is from RefSeq and is a predicted model, not a curated record. The transcript is spliced from 9 exons. Gene Ontology annotation, molecular function: DNA binding. Bases 743 to 2353 code for a protein of 536 amino acids.
AAUGAAUGUUUUUAUAAAUGAAAAAUAAGAAAACGUAUUGUACUCCUAGUCCCAGAUCAUGUUGACAUGUCCAUAUACUAAUUUUUAUUUAUUAUUUUGAGCAAAACUGCAUAUUUCUCUUUCCCUUUCUUCAGCGUUCAUUCAUUCUGGAAAAAAUAAAGCACAGUAAAAUUCAAUUCAACAAUUAAAAAAGAUAAAAAAAAAUUGAUUUCCCUGUUCAAUCAGAAGGUAAAAAAAAAUAAAAAUGUGAAAGGUGAUCGGAGGAAGAAGCAAAUGAAAUAAAAAAGAGAGAGAUUGUUCUUCUGUCUCUAUUGGCUUUCAACUUUCCCCAGAAGUUACUUUCUCUCUUUCUUUUCUCUAAGAUGAAUUAAGGGUCUAAAUGAAUGAAUCGCACAUACCCACUGUUAAUUUUGCAUUUUCUCUUGGUUUGGGUCAAAUGGGUCUCAUUUUUCUGAGAAGCCAGUGAAAAAAGCUUGCACUUUGACUCCAAAACUUGCAGAGAAGAGGGAGAUUCACCACAAUUCCUCACAACCAUGGAAGUUAAGAAUGAAAUUCAUUAACUACGUGUUGCUAGUGAUCUUCUGUAGCAGCCUCUUGAAAUUCAUAAACCUAUUUUUGCUAUGAAAUCAUUUCCUUAUACAUAUUUCAACAAAACAAGUAUAUUUCCUCUUCAAGAUUCAAAGGAAGCAGCUUUCUUGCACUUAAGGAAAAUUUCCCAACAUUAGGUCGACUUUGAUUGUCCAUGCAUCCAUCCUUUUCCAUGUUGUCAUUGCAGUUAAAAGUAACUGAGUUGCAGUCUGAAGAAAAUAAAUUGUCUAUGGAGAAAAAUAAGAAAAGAAGGCUCAAAACACCAGCCCAGCUUAAGGCCUUGGAAGAUUUUUAUAAUGAUAACAAAUAUCCCACGGAGGAAAUGAAAUCAGAACUUGCCGAUGAGUUAGAAUUGACAGAAAAGCAAAUAUCUGGAUGGUUUUGCCACAGAAGAUUGAAAGAUAAAAAAAUGUUGAAUGAUGAAGUAUGUGCUAAUGGACGACAAGAUCGUUCAAGUGGUGUCAUUCAGGAUCGUGGCAGUGGUCUAGUGCAGGAUUCAUGCGGAAGCACUAAACAUGUUCACUAUAGGUAUCUGGAUCCCAAAGAGGUUGAGAGUCAUGGCCUCUAUAACCAUGGAUUUUCAGCUGCAGAUAUAACCUAUGGACACAAAAACCAUCGUUAUGUAGAAAAUGAUAGUGCAACAGAUAACACAUCAUCUGAGAGUAGCUCAUCUUUGCAAGAUCGAUUGCUUUGUCAAGGACAGGAUCCGUAUGAUAUGGAGCCUUCUAGUCAUGUAACACCUAAUGGAUCUCUUCUGCCUCCCAAUACCAAGGGUGCAAAUAACAUGGGACAUAAACCAUCAGGAUAUUUGAAAGUGAAGGGAGAGAUAGAGCAUGCUGCUAUUACUGCUGUUAAAAAGCAAUUAGGAAAGCAUUAUCGGGAAGAUGGUCCACUACUUAGUGUUGAAUUUGAUACAAUUCCUCCUGAGGCAUUUGAAUGUCAAAUUGCAGAUCUAGCUAAUGAAGCAUACUAUGCUGCAAAUCCUGCUCUUCCAAAUUCUCCAGAAGUCUCUGCAGUGAAAAAACAGUCCAGUCUCAGUUCUAGAUAUGAUUCAUAUUUUACCAAAAUCAGUUCCCAAGAUUCACAAAUGGUCAGAGGUGACUUUGGCUCCUUGCAUGAUUCUGAUUUCCAGGAUAAGAAAUCCCACCAUGAUAUAAAUCAAAGGAGAAAUUUUCAGAGUUUUACCAAUCCUUUGCCUCACAAGAACUCUUGCCUGGAUUUCAAUGCAGACUCUACUGGGGAAGCAUCUGCUUAUAAUAACACUAAAAAUUGUAGAAAGGGUACUAAGCAUGGUUUUGAUGGGACGAGAUAUGACUCUGGUUCUAACCCCAGUGAUCACUAUGAAGAGAAUAACCUUGUGGUUAACCAGACAGAUUCUCUGCUACAUGGCUAUGAAAACAGCAACCUGAAGAAUGUACAAAGGGGUGAAUAUGUGAAAUCUAAACCUUCAAAUUCAGUACAUAAGUCUCAAGUUUACUUGGAUACUGGAGAAAGAAGAGGGCUUAAUAAAAGGAUGGCAAAGGAAGAGAAGUUUGAUGGGGAUAGAAAGAUAAAAAAACAAUAUCGUGAUCCAGAUGAAGUUAGGGUGCUUACAAAUGAAAUGACGGUUGCAAAGUGGGCUAAAGUUGAUCCACUUGAACAAUAUGAUGUUAAACAAUCAUCUGUUGCUGAGUUGGAACCAAGAAAAAGUCAAAGGUCUGCUGCAGAGAUGCCAUCUAGCUUUAGUGAGGAUGAAACUGCUGAAACCAGUUCCUCAGCGGAUUAAGUGUUGUUGUCAGAUUCCACAGAUAUGAUAUUUAUAGGGUUUCUCUAUGCCAUUGGUUUUGUACAGUCUAGAGAGACAGAUCCAUUUUGCACAGUAACAUCUAGAAAGACACACUAACAUGACUAACUUGAUUUGCUGUUGUGCUUGCCUAUUUGCUUCUGUAACAAAAGAAACCCCACUCCCUACCCCUUUUUCUUGAAAUUUUGGAUGUAAAAUCUUAUUUUCAUGCAGCUGCUUGUGGUAGGAGGGAUCCAAAUGCAGUUGAUAGAUAGUGUCUUCUUUUUUUCAUAAUGGUUUGUGGUGUUUGAUUCACCUUUUCAUCAGGUUGAGCGUCAAUCCAACACAAGAGGGAGAUUGGCGUUCAAUGUGUAUUGGAUUGCGUGAUUUGGCUUUUCCAAACACACUAUCAAUUAUUGCAGUGCCUCUGGCAUCUUGGUUUGGUUCAA